AUGGCCGCGUCCCUUCCGACCAGUUUCUGUCUGAGCCAUGGUGAUGAGUGUUGCAACCGUGCACACACCAAACCAUCAUUUCCAAGCCAUCAUUUGGCUGUGAAAAGGAACCUAGUUGGUCACUACGAAAGUAGCACAGUGAGGAGAUUGGUCAUGACGGCUGCGACUGAGGGAUCAAGGAAAUCUAAAGAAAGUCAACCGUCUUGGGCAAAUCCUGACUCAGAUGAGCCACCUCCUUGGGCUAGAGACGAAGCUCGUUCUUCUACUACUCAAGAUAGCUUUGAGAUUCCUUUCUAUGUUUAUCUCCUAGCCUCAGCGAUUACUGCCAUUGCUGCUAUUGGUUCUGUUUUCGAGUACUCGAGUAAGAAUCCAGUUUUUGGUGUAUUGGACUCAGAUAGUAUCUUCUAUACUCCUGUUCUUGGGUUCUUUGCUUUUACCGGAAUCCCCACCUCCGUAUUCCUAUGGUUCAAAUCUGUUCAAGCUGCUAACAAGGAAGCUGAGGAACAAGAUAAAAGAGAUGGAUAUCGUUAA
Arabis nemorensis is the source of this 531-nucleotide messenger RNA. Lineage: Eukaryota; Viridiplantae; Streptophyta; Magnoliopsida; Brassicales; Brassicaceae. The record is from the annotation of a GenBank genome assembly.